Molecule: messenger RNA, 669 nt
Organism: Pyricularia pennisetigena
Lineage: Eukaryota; Fungi; Ascomycota; Sordariomycetes; Magnaporthales; Pyriculariaceae
Exons: 1
Coding region: 1-669 (222 amino acids)
Source: RefSeq, a predicted model, not a curated record
AUGCUUUUCUCAACCGCAAUUAUAUCCACCGCCGCCUUUGGGCUGGCCGCUGCCUCUCCUCUUAUCAACCGGAGCCCAGGCGGUCCUUCCGUCAUAGCGGGCAAGGGCUUCUUCCUCGCCGUAGCGGGCGACCUGCGCGAGAUGGACCCGGAGAACGCCGACAACAACGCCUGGGUCCUCAGCCUGCAGCGCGUGGCGACGGGCGUCUACGCCUCCGUCAUCGAGCCGCGGAGUCGGGACAAGACCAAGAACCCCACCUUCUACCUCAACGGGACCGCCGGCGGCGAUCAGCAGACGCUGAACCUCGACGUCCCCGGCGCCUUCCCGCUGUCGGCGGUCGUGUCGUCGAGCGAGGACGGCGAGAACGUCCUUUCGUUCCGCAACAACGACGCCACCAAGGGCCUGACCACGUCCAAGCGCGCCACCGACGGUCUUCCCAUCCUGACUGGCCCGUCACCCGGCGGUUGGGCCGUCUGCAGGCGCGAUCUGCCCACCAGCACGGGUCCGGUCUCGGUCAUGAUGCCGCGUUUCGUCAAGGCGGAAGACAGCGCGCCCGAGGGCUGCGUGACUGUCGACUUGAUGGCCAUGUGCAACGAUCUGGCCGAGCUGCAGCCCACUGACGGCUGGAACCAUGACAAUGUCAGCGAGAUCAAGUGUGUGGCCAAUUAG